Molecule: messenger RNA, 1353 nt
Organism: Penicillium bovifimosum
Lineage: Eukaryota; Fungi; Ascomycota; Eurotiomycetes; Eurotiales; Aspergillaceae
Product: splicing regulator NSRP1-like domain-containing protein
Exons: 1
Coding region: 1-1353 (450 amino acids)
Biological process (GO): regulation of alternative mRNA splicing, via spliceosome
Source: RefSeq, a predicted model, not a curated record
AUGCCCCCAAACCUCAGCUACGGAUUGAACCUACCGAAUAAAAAUUCCUCAGCAACGAAACCGGGCAAUGCUCUCGGACAGAAAAGAAAGAAGAACAUUUUUGAGGAUGACUCUGGGGAUGAAGACCAGCAAAAUGGCGACGGCGCAAUUGAAGUCACGACGAUCGGAGGGCUAGAUGAGCCAGUCGCGAACCCGAAACCCUCAUCAGCCGCAGGGCCACCGCCGAAACGCAAGAUGCAGCUCGGAGGCGGCCCUAAGCCAACUGCCAAGCCACUCAGCAAAAACUCGAUAUUUGCAGAUGACGAGGAUGAGGACGAGGAAAAAGAGAAAGAGAAGCAAAGUGGAACUACAUUUGGAUUGAACGCGCAGCCGAAGAAGCCAACCGCUCCUCAGGACUUCACUAACAUAUCGGCAAUGCGCACCAGCAAGAUGCAUGCAAAACAAGCUGAGGAAAUUGACCCGUCGAUAUACUCGUACGAUGCGAUAUACGACAGUCUUCACGCCAAACCUGCCAAGUCUACGGUAGAAACCAAGAGCGAAACACCCAAAUACAUGAAGAACUUGUUAGAGAGCGCGGAGAUUCGGAAACGCGACCAAUUGCGGGCUAAAGACCGCCAACUCGCCAAAGAGCGUGAAGCGGAGGGCGAUGAGUUUGCCGACAAGGAGAAAUUCGUUACAUCUGCCUACAAGGCGCAGCAAGCAGAACUCCGGAAAGCGGAGGAAGAAGAAGCGCGCCGGGAGAAGGAGGAGGAGGAAAAGCGGAAGAAGAAUGGUGGUUCUGGUAUGAUCGGAUUCUACCGGGAUGUCCUGUCGCGAGGAGAAGAGCGGCACGAGGAAGUUGUCAAAGCCGCGGAAGAAAAAGCGCGCCGCCUCAAGGCAGGCGAGAUACUCGAAGAGACAGAGAAGGAGAAGGAAGAGGAGAAGUCUGAAGCUCAGAAAGCAGAAGAACUCAACUCUCAUGGUGCCCGGAUUGUUCUUAACGACGAGGGCCAAGUCGUCGACAAGCGGCAACUUUUGUCUGCAGGACUUAACGUGGCACCGAAGCCGAAGGCUCAACCGUCUGCUCCCAGACCGGGGGCUGCCCGGCCUACGGCUGGACGGGCAGGUGCCGGCGCUGGGUACCCGAAUGCUCGUGCUGCCCAGCGAGCUCGACAAACUGACAUGGUCGCAAGCCAAUACGAGGCGCGUGCGCGAGAAGAAGAAGAGGCCGAGGCUGCGAAGCAAAAAGAGAUUGCCGAGAGGAUUCGUAGUCGCAAGACUGAGAAAGACGUUUCCAGCGCCAAAGAACGGUACCUGGCAAGAAAGAGGGAACGGGAAGAAGCUGCCGCCAGAGAGAAGUCAAAGAAGGAUUGA